AUGGCUACAGUUGCGAGAGACUUAACCAGUAUUGCACUAUUAAUUGCAGAGAUUUCAAAUUAUAGUGGACAAAUUCCACCAGAUGAAUAUAAGAUGGCUGGAAAAUAUACAAAUAUACCUGCACAAUACCCCGUAGGUACAAAUAUUGAUACUCCAGCUCGUUUUAUUGUUUGGUUGUGUUAUAAAUAUCAGACAGAGACAGUUGGAAUACAACAAGUUGCUACUCAAAAAUUAGCACAAGAAAAAUUCUUACUAUUUGAUAAUCCAGAAUCAUAUGAGGCUAGAAUCCAUCCUCUUUUAUUAGGGGUUGCUGAUGGUGAUGCCAAUAUCUUAGGACUUCUUAAGGGUCAUUUAUCAGGAAAGCUUUAUACUUGGAUGAAAAUCACUAACCCUGAUGGCAUUGAUGCAUUUUUUACAGAACUUAAAAAUAUGUGGUUAGAAUGUCCUCCAAAUUUGUAUAAAGGCUCCAUUCCUGACCAAAUCUCUCAAACUUCAGCUGUUAAUAUACAAAAUAAAUCAUAUUCCGAUAGUAGUAGUAUAUCUCGAGCUGAACUAGAUAGUAUGAUAAAAUCACAAUUAGCUUUAGUACCAACUACUUCUAUUCAGUCUUCACAGCUACAGAAAACACAAGCUUUACAGUCUCAGCAAAAGCAACCUAAUUUCAGUGACUACCUUAGAGUACCAGAUAAAUAUAUGCCAGAAAGACCACCAGAUAAGUAUGGUGUAAAUUCUGAAAAAUUUAUUCAUUGUGAUCUUAUAAACCCAACUCCUUCAGCCAGCCAAAUUAUAGAAUCUUUAGCUAAUGAUCUUUAUAAAAAAGUGUCAGAUAUGUUUUCAGCAAAGCCAGUGCAAUCAAAGAAAAAUAUUGAAGUUGACUCUGAUGAAGAACUAGCUGAUCGUAUGGUUAAGUUAUCAAUAAAUAAGACUUUGUUGAAAGAACCAGACACAAUUCUUGCAAGUGUCUUAGAAAGAAAUCUAAGAAUUCCAAGAGAUCUAGUAAGUAUAAAAAAGGUAUCCAAAUCUCACAAGAUCGAUAAGGAACCUAAGUCUCACAAGAGGGGUGGGAGUAAGCAAACAGUUUUAGAACAAAUUAUUUGUAAAAUUAUCCAAAGUGAACUUAAAGAUAUUUUACUUUCAUUAUUACAGGAGCUUAAUUUUAAUAAUAAAAAAUCAUACCAUAUUCAAAAUAAUAAUUAUCAAGAACUAGCUCUAGAGAUAUCCAAUUCGGUUGAAGAUAAGACUUUGGAUGACCCUAUGGAAAUUGAUUUUGUUUGUCAGAAAGAAGCCGAUACAGGUAUUGCGACUAUACCAUGCAAAAUUAAGUGUUUAAAAAUCUCAGCAAUGAUACUUGAUAAUAGGGCUGAAACUGAGAUCGUAACAGAAGAUAUUGUUAAGCGUAUAAAUAGAAAAAUUGAUAGAUCUGUGAAGUAUGACCUUAGUGGUAUUGCUACUGUUCCAAUUGAGUCUAUUGGUAUCAUUCGUAAUUUACCAAUAACACUAACUCCUGAUUGUACUAUAUAUGAGGAUUUUGUAGUUGUGAAACAUUUCAAGCCAAUGUUAAUAUUUUCAAACCGACUUCUCAAGAAAUAUAAAUGUGUUAUUGAUUGGAAUAAUGAUAAAAUGAAGAUUCAUCACAAUGGAAAGGAUCAUAUUUUUCCUGUAACUAUGCAUAAGGUGAAGAAUAAGCUCAAAGUAAAUUACGCUACUGCGACUCAAGAUGGCUCACAUAAUGAGGAUACUAUUACAUCUAAGCCUUUGGUAUCUGAUCAAAUUUUACAGGAAGUAGAUAGUGAUAAGGAUGACAGUAUACCAUUGGAGGAAUGGCAUGCUCCUGCGGGUUUUAGCUCAGAUUCUGUUGAUUCGUCAUUAAAAAAAAUGCAUGAGCUAUAA
Messenger RNA from Cetraspora pellucida, 1890 nucleotides. Lineage: Eukaryota; Fungi; Glomeromycota; Glomeromycetes; Diversisporales; Gigasporaceae. The record is from the annotation of a GenBank genome assembly.